AGUUAUCGAUCUAGUUGGCCUUGGCUUUAUGUUUAUGUUUUUUAUAGGUUAUAGGUGAUUGAGGUUAUAGUUAAAAGGUUUUAAUUUAUUUCUCGUAAAAAUUGGAUAGACGAUCUACAAUAGUUCAGUUUAAAUAUAGAAAAAUAGCAAAUAUUGAAUUUUUAGUGUAUGAUGUAAGAGAUUGCUCGGUGUUGGCUGUCAUAACAUUCAAUCAUGGGUCUUACAAAGCAGUAUCUCCGUUAUGUGCCCAGUGGAAAGUGCAAUAUCAUUAACAGUCCCGACUGUAAUUUGGUGUUUGUUCCUUUGAAAGCUAUUGAAGGAAGAUUUGUGGCUUCUGGCGCUAGUGAAGAUGUGAUCGUUUGGGAUCUUCGAUUGGGAGAAAAGGCAGUAGUAUUCCCUGGUGAAAAGCACGAAGUAUCAAAAUUGGCGGCCAGUCCCGACAAACAGUCUCUGGCUGUUGGCUACACAGACGGCUCAGUCAAGACAUUCAAUCUGGAAACAUGUGAAAAUGUCAGUAUCUUCAGCGGUCAUAAAACAGGGAUUACUUGUUUGAAAUAUGAUCUGAUGGGUCAUAGAUUGGCGUCUGGUGCAAAGGAUACAGAUAUUGUUAUCUGGGAUAUAGUGGCUGAUACUGGUCUGAAGCGCUUGUCUGGACAUAAAGGUCUCAUCACUUCGGUGGAAUUCCACCAAGACCAAAAUGUGCUUGUGUCGUCAUCCAAAGACUCCUUCAUUAAAUUGUGGGAUCUCAUUUCUGGACACUGCUUCAAAACCAUUGCUGGGCACAUAACUGAAGUUUGGGGUCUGAGCUUGAUGCGGGAGUCUGAUUACAUUGUUGCCGGAAGUUCUGAUAUGGAAUUGAGAGUUUGGGAAAUGAGCGAUGAUCCCAGUACAAAGCAGGAGGACAAAACACACACUCUUCUUGGCGAGAACGAACUGGAGGACAUUCCCUCUCCUCUACAUUGUUCGAAAGCUGGAUCAGUGCUGAGAUCAACGAGAGGUCGAGUACUAUUUAUGACAUCUGACAAUACAGGAUCAGUGUUGGCUGUCCAUGGACCCAAUGAUAGUGUGGAACUCUUUCAAUUCUUGUCGGACGCGCAAGCGAGGAUCAAAAUGAAAAAGCGGCUGAGAAAAGAGAAAAAAAAGGCGACCAAGGAUGAGGAAACAGCUGAAGAAACUCAAGUGGAUUACUCCAAUGAGAAACCAAUGCUCACUGACAUUGUUAGAAGGCUGCAGAUCAUCAAAGCUGGUGGAAAAAUCAAAAGUGUAGACAUGGUUGCUGGUCGUGGACAGGAACUCAGAGUAGCUGUUUCGCUGAGGAAUAACAGCAUUGAAUUGUACUCGAUCCAAAUGCAGCCGAAAACUGCGGCUGAGCCGGAGUGCUUGCGUCGAAUCGUCACUCAGGGACAUCGCUCCGAAGUCAGAUGUGUGGCAUUCAGUUCCGAUAACUUGGCGCUCGUUUCUGGCAGUGCCGAAACUUUGAAAAUGUGGAACAGGCCUUCACUUGCAUGCUUGCGAACAGUUGAGUCUGGUUAUGCAUUGUCUGUUUCAUUUGUGCCGGGAGAUCGGCAUGCUUUGGUUGGAACCAAACAAGGCAAUCUACAAAUUAUUGAUAUAGCCUCUGGAGAUCUUCUGGAAGAUAUACCAGCCCACACAUCUGAGCUCUGGACCAUUACUCUUCUGCCAGAUCAGACAGGUGUUGCUACUGGGGGCGGAGACUCGACUGUCAAGUUUUGGAAACUAGAGCUUGUACCUGAUUCGACAAACGAAUCAAAAGCCAAAGUUCUCUCCUUGCUGCACACUCGAACUUUGAAGGUGGACGAACCGGUGCUUUGUGUCAGAAUCUCUCCCAACUCAAAGCUGAUCGCUGUUGCUCUGCUUGAUUGCACUGUUAAAAUCUUCUUCCUAGAUACUUUCAAGUUUUUCCUGUCGUUGUAUGGCCAUAAACUGCCAGUGUUGUGCAUGGACAUUUCCUACGACUCAACCCUGAUCGCGACAGGAAGCAGCGAUCGUAACGUGAAAAUCUGGGGCCUUGAUUUCGGAGACUGUCACAAGUCGAUCUUCGCCCAUGACGACUCUGUAACAGGCCUGGCUUUUGUACCGCGCACACAUUACUUCUUCACUUGCGGCAAGGAUGGAUGUGUGAAGGAGUGGGAUGCUGACAAUUUCGAGAAAAUUCUUACUAUAAAGAGUCAUCAUGGCGAGGCAUAUGGUUUGGCGGUGUCGUCGAAUGGUCACUUUGUGGCAAGCUGCGGCCAGGACAGAGUGAUCCGGAUGUACGAGAAGACAGACGAGCCACUCGUGCUGGAGGACGAGAGAGAGGUCGAGCGAGAGGAAGAGGAGAAUGCCACUCUGGCCACCGGGCAGGAGACCACCGUGCCCGGGCAUGCCGACCUCAAUCUCGCCUCUCGAAAAACCGUCACUGCUGAGAAAUCGGCAGAGUUGUUGAUAGAGUGUCUGCAAGUGGGUGGAGAGUACAGAGUUGAACUGAAGAAGGCGCAGCAGUCAGGCAAAGCGGCGCCGCCUGUUCCCGCCAUCAUGGCCGCCUUUGGCGCAUCCACUCCCAACGAAUAUCUCCUCCAAGUUCUGCUCAGAAUCAGGACAAGCGAAUUGGAAGAGGUUUUGAUAUUUCUGCCUUUUACGAGUGUUUGUGAGCUGCUGCCUCUACUGGGCCCACUUCUGCAAACUCCGCAGGCUGAUAUUGUCUGCAGGAUCCUAGUAUUUCUCACUAGAGUUCAUCAUAAGUCGAUUGUAUCGAAUCAGGCCCUUUUGAAAGUUAUACAGAAGUUGCACGCUGUAUCAUCCGCCAAUAUUACGAAAAUGAAGGAUACGAUAGGCGUCAAUCUUCAUGGCCUGAUGUUCCUUCAAAGAGAAAUCGAGAUGAAGGAAGGCGUUCAAUUUUUCUGGGAUGCAACACAGAAACGGAAAGAGAAGCAGCGAAAAAAGCGGUUAAGGGAGAAAGCUGCCUGGAGAGCAGUUUUGACUCUGUAAAUGUGAGAAAAUCGAUAAUUGUUGGUAUGUUAACAUAUUACAAAUAAAUAUUUUAGAUAGAAUGA
This is a messenger RNA of Nilaparvata lugens (brown planthopper), 3053 nucleotides long. RefSeq names its product WD repeat-containing protein 3. The transcript has 15 exons. The record is from RefSeq and is a predicted model, not a curated record. Bases 214 to 2988 code for a protein of 924 amino acids. Gene Ontology annotation, biological process: maturation of SSU-rRNA. NCBI's taxonomy places the organism in Eukaryota, Metazoa, Arthropoda, Insecta, Hemiptera, Delphacidae. Gene Ontology annotation, cellular component: Pwp2p-containing subcomplex of 90S preribosome; small-subunit processome. Gene Ontology annotation, molecular function: protein binding; snoRNA binding.